AGAGGCCACGCGAUGAAGGCGAGUGAAAUGCUGCCGCAUCACCGUCCAAGCGUGGCUGUUUUCGUCUGAAAGGCGCCGUCCCCGCCACAGCAGCGGGCCCUGAGCGCCUGCUGAAGCAGCGCCAUGAGAAUGCGAGUCAUCGUGGUUCGAUGGCGGAGGUGUCCGGCAGCCCUGGUGGCGGGGCUCCUCCAGCUGCUGCUCGUCUUAUCCUCGGCAGUGGCGGGAGCGAUGGCGCAGUGGUUCCACAGGGCGUGUCCCUCUCGGCAACUGAUAGGGCCCUCGUGCCAGUGCGCGGACAAGACCAAGGGCCUCGACGUCAUCUGCGAACGAGUCGAGCGCGCUGACCGGCUAAGGGAAUCGCUGGCGGCCGUUGCGGACGCGCAGCAUCCUGUUCUCUACUUGAAAAUCAAGGAAGUCAGGCUAGAGCGGUUCCCGCCUGGUCUGUUAGAUGGUCUGGAGAUAUCUCACCUGCUCGUUCACCACAGCAACGUGUCCGAGAUUCACCUGGACGCCUUUCGCGGUGUGGGUGACCGCCUCGAGUCGUUGGACCUUUCCCAGAAUGCAUUAGAAGAGGUUCCUACGGACUCUUUACAGCGCUCGAAAUAUGGAAUUGUAUUUUGCUCUCUGUGCGUGUCUCAGGUUCCGUCGGAGUCCCUACAAGGUGUGGCUGUGCUGCAGCAGCUCUUGUUGCACGAGAACCGUAUUGACGAGUUGCUGCCUGAUCGGUUCCCCUUGGAAGGAAGGGCGCUGGACAUUCUCAACCUAGCCGACAACCGCAUUCAGACGCUGCCGGAGGCCGCGUUUGCGCGGCUAGGCUCACUCGUCUCGCUAGAGCUCGAAAGGAACGGACUCGUAGACAUCCACCCGGAUGCGUUCCUUGGAGUACAUGCGACCAUGGAAUGGUUGAAGCUUGGCUACAACUACCUGUCCGAGGUUCCCAGUGAGGCGCUACAGAACCUUACCGCUCUGCGGGAGCUCGACCUCCGAGGAAACAACAUUUCGGCCAUAGCGAGUGACGCGUUUGCAGGAUUCGGAGCCUCGCUCAAGUUUCUGUACCUUCAAAAGAACAGGGUGCAGUACAUCGAGGCCGGUGCCUUUGACGAGAUGAACUCGCUAGAGUGGCUGUAUCUUCACUCGAACGAGAUCGUCACCCUCACACAUGACGUGUUCAAGCCCUUGCUGGGCACACUGUCCAUACUCGACGUUCAUGACAACCCGUUCCACUGCGACUGCGAGCUGAGCUGGCUGCGGCUACUGCUACAGGGCCAGAGCAACAUCGUGGUGAACCAGCCCCGAGAGACGCGCUGCGCCUCGCCCGAGGAACACGCGAGCACGGCGCUCGUCGAACUGCCCGGCAUGCAGUGUGCCGCGCCGGCCUCGCUGCUGCGUCCGGGAGGCGACCACCUUCUCUACGCCUCGCUGAGGACUGCGCUGGCCGCAUUGGCCCUGCUACACGGUGCCUUUGCCUCCUGAGGCCGGCGCACCUCGUCGUGCAAGUCCCCCACCCAUCUCGCCACCUGCGAAGUACGUGCCGCUGCUCUCACGACAGACACAAAACGAUGAUUAAUUCUUAAAGUCUUGCCUCGUAUGAUGCUGGACUUGCUGCAAAAAGCAAUCCUGUGACGUAGCUCGCUAAGUAUUACUCUUGCAAAAAAUAUAACGGCACCUUAGCACAAUCGUUGUGUGUUUAAAUUGAACAAACGCGUCGAAGUUAGUUGACUGAAUGUCAUAGUAAUAAAAAUGUGGAUUAGGCAUUUUCUGUCGCAUCACUAUAAGCAUCACUAUUGUAUAGUCUGGGAUGAAGUUCUUGAGAGCUUGAAAAGCCAGGCCACCUUAUGGAAGGUUAUCUGAACUGUUAAACAUGAGUGAGGGGAUGAGGCGAGGAAUUAUGACAUGGAAGACUGCUGUCGUUUUAAGUUUCAAUGGGCAAUAUUACGCUUAAUCCUUCGGGAUGACAACUUCAACAGUACCCCUGGAAAAAACUGGGCUGUAAAAUUUACCAUAAUUCUCUCGAGAAACUUUCAUUUGCGGUUGAGAUGUAACUUCGUGGUUGGCGAGAUGGAAUGGGCAUGUGAGUGCGAACGCCAGAACUGGUGUACCCCGGCUGUGUGCGCGUUCGUCUCUCGUGCUGUGAGUGGUCGGUCGAACCAGCUCCCGUGACAGCCAGCAGCUCGGCACUGCGUGUAUUUUCAAGAAAAAAAAACGCCGUGAUCGGCGAUAAGCGUGAGCCAGAGAUUAGGCCUAGCUCUCGGGUUAGGCCUAAGCGUCCUUCUGCUACCAAUUGCGCCGUGGGCGUGUGUGUGCGUGCGUGUGUUUUCAGUGUGGGCUCAAGCGCGUGUGCUUCGCCACUCAAGUUGGUCGUAACAACCGAGUUGUUUGAAUAUAUUCUUCGCGCACGACCGUACGGCGACACCUUUCUCCCAAGCUGUUGUGUUGUGUUGUUUGUUCACGGGUGGCUAUAGCACCGACGACGAAGAACGUGACGUGUGUUUCACCAUUCGGCCACCACGUCGUCUGUGCCGGUGCGCUUUGACAGAGAACAAUAAGGAAAUGCCGCAUGCGCAAAACAUUCUAUAGACGAGUAAGCCCAACGAACUUCUCCAACCUGGCACUUCAGCGCGUGGCACUGCAACAAGUGGGCUCAUUUAAGGCUCCCAAAACGUGUUGUGUGCACAGAAAAAGCAGGUUACGGUGAAGGCAACAGACCACAUCGGUAGGCUGAGAUGGUGCUGUGUGCGAUGAACAGUUGCAAGGAGCUCAUUAACGCGAACAUCGCGCAGCGUCCUAUAGCUUUUGCUCCGCACCGUGGCAUGGACGUGGCGCUGUUUUCAGGUUCAAGAAGCGUUUGCAUUGGCAGUUCUGCCAACUACAGAUAGUUGUUUAUCGGACGCACGGAAACAGUCUGUUUUACCAGUGGGAGAAGACAUGCGAGUGUCGAUCGUCCUGGGUGGAGGUGUUUGCACGAGCACGGAGAAUCGGCGUCGUGUUCUUUGUUGUCGCGAGAUUAUCCCAUUUAUGGAUUGUUUUCUUUUUGCUCUUCUCCUGUUGCAACAACAUGGCUUCGUGCGGAGGCACUGAAUAAAAUGUUGUAAUAUCA
This is a messenger RNA of Rhipicephalus sanguineus (brown dog tick), 3097 nucleotides long. RefSeq names its product chondroadherin-like protein. Bases 124 to 1473 code for a protein of 449 amino acids. Gene Ontology annotation, molecular function: protein binding. The transcript is spliced from 8 exons. Lineage: Eukaryota; Metazoa; Arthropoda; Arachnida; Ixodida; Ixodidae. The record is from RefSeq and is a predicted model, not a curated record. Gene Ontology annotation, cellular component: plasma membrane.